AUGCUUUUAUUGAGAAAAUUUACCAGAAUUCGACGUUGGAGGCGAAGUAUAAAAUGGUAUUGGAUGUCGUGGACCGCUCUGCUUUUGGGUAUACUUUUUAUAAGCUUUCAAAUUCAACAUCCGAUGUACUUUCGUAAAUUCCGCAACGUGAAAAUGUCUAGAGAAUGUAGUUCGCGGGAAAUUUUAGAAGAAUUAGUUUAUUUGACAAAGGAUAUUCAUGAAAUUUUAUCUGGAUUAAACUUAACGGAUUUUUUACUCUAUGGCUCCCACUGGGGGGCGAUACGUGUCGGGGGGCCACUCCCUUGGGACGAUGACGUAGACCUGGGUUUAAUUGCUGAUAGUAAUUAUAUAUUGUUAACUGAAGAUGAGUUUGUUAAUGAAUUUACGAGCCGCGGUAUGACGGUAACGAACAACAUGGCACAGAAGACGUCGCUUAAGGUUACCCGUGGUAUUGCUAACGUGGACGUGAUUGUAUACUACGAUUAUAAUGGGCUCAUGAAACGCCAAGGCUGGGAGCCCUUUUUGAUACCCGUGCAUUAUCGAUUACAUCAUAGCUUUCCAACGUGGGUUGUCAAGACACCUCCGGCGCUUCCGACAAUGCGGUUUGGAGUCUUCAAUAUGAGCGUGCCACGGGGCGAACGUGAAGUUAUGAAGUAUUUGUACCGUUAUAACUGGUGGCAAGAUUUUGAACCAGAAGGAGACUGUGAUGUUAUACAAUGGUAG
Molecule: messenger RNA, 723 nt
Organism: Paramuricea clavata
Lineage: Eukaryota; Metazoa; Cnidaria; Anthozoa; Malacalcyonacea; Plexauridae
Source: the annotation of a GenBank genome assembly